GGGAGUGAAGCCGGGGGGGAGAGGGGGAGAGAGAGAAGGGGAGACAGAGCUCACCCAUCUCGGGAGCAAGUAUUGCCUGCUUCUCCGUCGGCAUGAUGCAGCCGCCCGCUUAGAGGGAACGCGGAUCACGGAGAUCUCUCCAUCACCCUCGGGCAGAUACCGCUCCAACGGGGAGAGCAGGGCGGAGGAGAGCAGCUGGGCUGAAGGAUUGUGGAGACGGGGCCGUGCUUCCCCCCUCCAUCUCCCUGCUUAUAUAAAAAAAAAACACGAGGGCAGGGAGCCGAUGUUCGCCUGACCUCCGGGUCACAUCGAGGGAACCCGCCGUUUUACCGCAGCGGAGACCGCCUCCACCAACACUGACACAUCGCCAUUUAAACACAGUGCAGAGAGGAGAGACCAAGCGCGGUGCCUUCAACCAAACACAGACGUCUGUCUGCUCUUCCCAGAAGCUGGAGAAGGUCUGGAUUAAUUCAGAUGUUUGCCUUUCGCACUGAGACCGAACACGCCGUGUACAUCUGCAAGGACCAGAGAAGGGGGUCUCCGUGUCCCGCCGCCCAAACAGAGUGAACCCCGGCUCGGCGCCAUCGACUGAGACACGGCUAUCCCUUCACUCCCCCCGCUCAGCCCCGCCAGCCGCACCCCCGGGCCGCCAGCUCAGCCAUGGGCACCGUGCUCUCUCUGUCGCCCAGCUACAGGAAGGCGGCUCUCUUCGAGGAUGGCUCGGCCACGGUGGGCCAGUACACGGCCGUGCAGAACAGCAAGAACUCCAAGGACAAGAACCUCAAGCGACACUCCAUCAUCUCCGUGCUGCCCUGGAAACGCAUCGUGGCCGUCUCCACCAAGAAGAAGAACUCCAAGAAGGUCAACCCCAACAACUACCAGAACAACGUCACCCACCUCAACAACGAGAACUUGAAGAAAUCUCUUUCCUGCGCCAAUCUCUCCACCUUCGCCCAGACACAACCGCCGGCCCAGCGGGUCAACCAGCUGCCCGGGAACAAGAACGCCGCCUCCUCGGUGAAGAAAAACCCCCACGGCACCACCGGCGGCUCCAGCUCCCCCAAGAGGGUCAUCGUCCAAGCUUCCACCAGCGAGCUGCUCAAGUGUCUGAGCGAGUUUCUCUGUCGUAGAUGCUACCGUCUCAAGCACCUGUCGCCCACCGACCCGGUUCUGUGGCUCCGGAGUGUGGACCGUUCUCUCCUGCUCCAGGGGUGGCAGGACCAAGGCUUUGUCACGCCGGCUAACGUGGUCUUUGUUUACAUGCUGUGCCGGGACGUGAUAUCGUCGGAGCUGGCCACCACGCACGAACUGCAAGCUACCCUCUUGACCUGUCUCUACCUGUCCUACUCGUACAUGGGCAACGAGAUCUCUUACCCGCUCAAACCUUUUCUCGUGGAGAGCUGUAAAGAGGCUUUCUGGGACCGCUGUCUCAGUAUCAUCAACGCCAUGAGUGCGAAAAUGUUGCAAAUUAACGCGGAUCCUCACUUCUUCACGCAAGUCUUCGCCGACUUAAAGAACGAAAGUGGCCAGGAGGAGCGAGGUCGGAUACUGAUAGGAUUAGACCGGUGAUUGUUCGCCGGGGCCCUCAAAACGAUACAUCUAUCGAGACAGCUCGAUGCACUUGGAGUGCGCACCCUUUAUGUUCCUUUGUUCCAUUGGGGUCUAGUUCAAAAGAGAAUUAUUUCCAUGCUGCUAAAAGUGUUUUAGAACAAAUUUUUUUUAAAAACCGGUCCUGCAAAAACGGCACGUUUUCCUUUCUCUCUCUCUGUCUCUCUCUCUCUAAAUCUUUCUCUAACUCGCUCCAGUGGUAUUGUGCAUGCUAAGUAUCUCGUGUCCCUGACAUCAUCUUAGUAAAACUGACUCUCGCAGCUAGAAAGCCACAUGGCAAGAAAAAAAAAAUCCCUAAGGAAAAUAUCGAGUAUUUGGACAUUUUUUUUGGUGAGGGGGGGGGGGGGGUUAAACGUUUCAAAUAAGUAUUUAUCAACACGGAGACUUGAGGGUGGGGAGGUUUUUUUUGGUCGUUCUCGGACGCACGUGUCUGUGUUUCUCUCUGAACCAGGUGACUGCGGAGCCUGCAAGGAUGUGCCAUUGCAAGGAUGUGCCAUUGUCACGGGUGGUCUGUCAGAUAGACUUCAGCUGUACAUUCUAGAAGUGCUAAUAUAUGAAGAUGUUUCCCCCAGUGCAAUUUGUUAUUUAAAAACAAGUGAAAAUCUCUGUUGACCAAACGGUGUUAUUUGUUGUAUGUGUAUAGGGUGUGUAUGUGUGCGUGUAUGUAUGUAUGUAUGUGUGUGUGUAUGGGUGAAGUUAAGGAUAUUGGUGUCACAAUGCUGUAAACAGCGGCGGCUGUAUUUUACGUUGAAAUUUUUUUAAUUUUUAUUUAUUUUUGUACUGUGAUUAAUAAAAUGCACUGAUCAUUCAUGA
This is a messenger RNA of Amblyraja radiata (thorny skate), 2421 nucleotides long. RefSeq names its product cyclin dependent kinase 5, regulatory subunit 1b (p35) (gene cdk5r1b). The transcript has a single exon. The record is from RefSeq and is a predicted model, not a curated record. Gene Ontology annotation, biological process: axon guidance; brain development. The coding region runs from base 661 to 1569 and encodes 302 amino acids. NCBI's taxonomy places the organism in Eukaryota, Metazoa, Chordata, Chondrichthyes, Rajiformes, Rajidae. Gene Ontology annotation, molecular function: protein kinase binding; cyclin-dependent protein serine/threonine kinase activator activity. Gene Ontology annotation, cellular component: protein kinase 5 complex; cytoplasm; growth cone.